AAAAAUACCAUAGGGGGAAAAAAGAAGAAAAAAAAAAAAGUAAAUUCUGUGCCGAGAAAGACGUGACGUUGGAUUCUUGUUAAGGUGGGCGAUUUCAACAUCCCCUCCUCCUCCUCCGCCCUCGGCUUCUCAGUUCUCACCAUUGAUUGAUUUUGUUAUUACUACUAGGGGACUUCAGGACUUGCGUUUGAUCGUCUUCUCUUUCUUGACAUCCCAAGAUUUUUUUUUUUUUUUUGAUGGGUUGUCUUUGUCCCUUUUAGCUGUUCUCUUCAAGCUGAAAAAUUUGUGUUAGCUUUUGUGGCUUCUUUGGGAGUUUUUUUUUUUUUUUUUUGGUUGUUGAAGAUUUCAUGCAAAUGGAGGCUAAUGGAGACUGCGAAGAGGAACAUAAGUUCACUCUCGACAACUAUCAUGUCUUGGAGCAGGUUAGGAGAGGCAAGUCAUCUUCCGAUUUCGUGGUUCUUCAUGAAAUUGAAGACAAAAUGUAUGCAAUGAAGAAGAUCUGCCUUGCUAAACACACUGACAAGUUAAAGCAAUCCGCUUGCCAAGAGAUGAAAUUGCUCUCAAGUUUAAAGAAUCCUUAUAUCGUGCAGUAUGAAGAUUCUUGGAUUGACAAGGACAAUAACGCCUGCAUUUUUACUGCUUUCUGUGAGGGAGGGAACAUGGCUAAUGCUAUUAAGAAAGCGAGAGGAAAGUUAUUUCCAGAGGAAAGAAUCUUUAAAUGGUUGGCACAAUUAUUACUGGCUGUUAACUAUUUGCACUCAAACCGUGUAGUUCACAUGGAUCUAACGUGCUCAAAUAUCUUCCUACCGAAAGAUGAUCACAUACAGCUUGGUAAUUAUGGUCUUGCGAAACUUAUAAAUCCAGAAAAGCCAGUUUCUAUGGUUUCGGGUAUUCCUAACAGCAUGUGCCCUGAGGUAUUAGAAGAUCAACCCUAUGGAUACAAAUCUGACAUAUGGUCGCUGGGUUGUUGUAUGUAUGAAAUUACAGCACACCAGCCUGCGUUUAAAGCUCCGGAUAUGGCUGCACUUACCAACAAAAUAAACAGAUCCCUUAUGUCUCCUCUUCCAAUUGUCUACUCCUCUACCUUGAAACAAAUGAUAAAGCUUAUGCUUAGGAAGAAACCAGAGUAUCGCCCAACAGCCUGUGAACUGUUAAGGAACCCAUGUCUACAACCGUACCUUCUUCAAUGCCAAAACCUGUCGCCUAUUUAUCUUCCUGUCUUCCCGAUUAAGUCAGUAAGCCCAAAAGAUAAAGCAAGAAGAAACUCAUUGCCUGGGAAGUUUGGGAAGGAAAGAGAUUCCAGAGAGAAGAGCGAGGUCUCCCGCAGUUUGGAAAAUCUAUACCCGUUCUGGACGAAUGCAGAGACUGGAUCUAGCAGCUCAUCACAACCAGCAUCAUCCGCAAAUGGUGCAGAAGAUAAACUUGUUACAAAAAGAAUCGAUCCAAGCUGUGACACAUUGACGGUUUCUGAGUCUACUAGCCAUAAGUCGGAUGAGGGAUUAGUCGAUCCUGAGAUUGCAAUUUACUCUACAGAAAAGCAAACCGAAGAAAAUGCUGUGUCAAAAGAAACUGAAAAUAUGUUCUCUGAGGAAUCUCAGUUACUUGAUGUUGAUGUUGGGGUUGUGAGUGCACAAGAAGUAAUAUGUUCCCCUCCAAGAGCCAUCGAAGAAGCUGAAACUCAGGAAGCAGUACCUGAGCCAAAGGAACAGCGAACUGUGUCCAUUUCAUCUACUGAAGUUCCAAUAGAAAAAGAGUCUGGAAGCCUGAAGGGCGAUGAAGCAAAGAUGGUGAAACUAACAGCGAGUGAAAUGUCAUCAGUACUAAGUAAGCUCACAAAACUGGGUCCGCCGCAAAGUAAAGAAAGGGCAGAUGCAUUAGAGUGUUUAUUGGAGAAAUGUGCAGGGCUUGUAAAGCAAGAGAAAUAUGAAGAACUUGCUGGUUUGCUUACACCAUUUGGGGAAGAUGGUGUCUCGGCUAGGGACACUGCAAUUUGGUUCGCAAAGACACUCUUGUCUUCAGACAAACUCAACUAAGCAACCUGAGUUUGAGUUUGAGAAAUGUUCCCUUUUUUGUUAUUUGUCAAAUAUGUAUAAAUGCCUUCUUUUUCAUCAGUUUUCAAUCUAGUUUGUGAACAAUCAAUUUAUUUGUUGUCCUAUGUAAUAUUUUACUCGAACUAAGUUCAAGAUUUAUAUGUGAGCUAGUUUUCUCAUACUA
Camelina sativa (false flax) is the source of this 2214-nucleotide messenger RNA. Lineage: Eukaryota; Viridiplantae; Streptophyta; Magnoliopsida; Brassicales; Brassicaceae. The record is from RefSeq and is a predicted model, not a curated record.